Molecule: messenger RNA, 2760 nt
Organism: Spinacia oleracea (spinach)
Lineage: Eukaryota; Viridiplantae; Streptophyta; Magnoliopsida; Caryophyllales; Amaranthaceae
Product: DELLA protein GAIP
Exons: 1
Coding region: 411-2258 (615 amino acids)
Source: RefSeq, a predicted model, not a curated record
CAGGCCAGCUGUCUUAUUCUUUGGUCCUGGCGCCCCCAUCACGAGCGUUGCUUCAUUAUUCAUCUCUCUCAUCUCUGAUCAUCGCAUCCUCAUUUUCUCUCUCCUCUGUGAUCAUCCACAAACCCAACGUUUUUGCAGCAGCACUUCUACUCUCAGUACUUACCCAUAACCCAAUCCAAUCCCCCUUCGCCGCCCAAGAUUCCCCUCUCUUUCUUUCCCAACACAUUUAAACUAUAUAUUUUAUUAUCAUCAAUUUAAAGAAAUGAUUUCUCUCAAAUUUAGCUUCAUCUCCCAUUAAUUUUGUUGUCAAUAAAGCAAGAGAGAGAAAACUCAAUUAAAAUCUCAUACGCAGUAUUCUCAUACCAAUACAAUCCAAAUUUCUAGAAAUUAUCCUGACUAAAAGAAAAACAAUGAAGAGGGAGCUACCCUUUUCCAAUCCAGGACCUUCCGCCGGUGGCGGGGGUAGUCUGGGUGGUGGUCCUCCUACCACCACCGGAAAGUCUAAGAUGUGGGAAGAUCAAAACGACGCGGGAGUAGAUGAACUGCUUGCCGUUUUGGGGUACAAGGUGAGGUCAUCAGACAUGGCGGAAGUCGCACAAAAGCUAGAACAGCUUGAGCAAGCUAUGGGGAAUGUUAGAGAAGAUGGUCUUUCUCAAUUGGCUUCCGAGACGGUUCAUUAUAAUCCUUCAGAUCUGUCUACUUGGCUUGAAUCUAUGCUUUCUGAGUUCAAUCCAUCGUCAACUAGUUUUGACCCGGCGAAUCCGAUACUACUGCCUUCUAUUGGGUCGCGUGUAGAUCCGAUUAUUGUGAACCCAACUCCUCAGGGUUCUGUUAAGUUUGGAGGAUCGGACCCGUAUUCGGAUUAUGAUCUCAAAGCUAUUCCAGGUAAAGCUAUCUUAACUCCUCCAUCACCUUCUUCUUCAGCUUUGGUUGUUAAUAAUAGUAGUAGCAGUAAUAGUUUGGUUAGUACUACUACAAGUAGUUCAAGUUCGAGGGAGGCGAAGAGGUUGAAGGCCUCUAGUUAUACAAACCCCCAAUCAGCUAAGGCCACCGCUUCGGGCUUAACCUCAUCGAUAUUGACCACGAACACGGCCGUGUCAUCUCGGCCGGUUGUGUUGGUGGAUUCGCAAGAGAACGGGGUGAGAUUGGUUCAUACUCUGAUGGCAUGCGCUGAGGCGAUUGAGCAACAGAAUAUGGGGUUGGCUGAAGCUCUGUUGAAACAAAUUGGAUUUUUAGCGGCUUCUCAAGUUGGAUCUAUGAGGAAAGUUGCGACUUAUUUUGCUGAAGCUCUUGCAAGGCGGGUGUAUAAAGUAUGCCCAGAUGUUCCAUAUGAUGGGAAUUUAUCCGAUAUGUUGCAGAUGCACUUUUAUGAGACUUGCCCGUAUCUUAAAUUUGCUCAUUUCACUGCAAAUCAGGCAAUUUUGGAGGCUUUUAGUGGGAAAAAAAAGGUUCAUGUGAUUGAUUUUAGUAUGAAAGAAGGAAUGCAAUGGCCGGCUUUGAUGCAAGCUUUAGCGCUUAGGCCCGAGGGUCCGCCGGCUUUUCGUUUAACCGGGAUCGGGCCGCCAGCUCCGGAUAAUUCAGACCGAUUGCAGGAAGUCGGUUGGAAGUUAGCUCAAUUUGCUGAUUCAAUUCAAAUCCAGUUUGAGUACCGUGGGUUUGUAGCCAAUAGUUUGACCGAUUUGGAAUCAGCUCUACUUGAACUUAGACCGGAUACAGAGGUGGUGGCGGUUAAUUCGGUUUUCGAGCUGCAUCGGCUGCUAGCUCGACCGGGCGCCGCAGAUAAGGUUUUGGGUUUGAUGAAGGAAGUGAACCCGGUUAUCGUAACAGUGGUUGAACAGGAAGCGAAUCACAACGGACCGGCUUUCUUAGAACGAUUCAACGAGUCACUACACUAUUACUCCACCUUGUUUGACUCGUUGGAGAGCUGUGUAGACAGCCAGGAUAAGAUGAUGUCGGAGAUGUACCUAGGUAGUCAAAUAUGCAACGUGGUAGCUUGUGAAGGUGUUGACCGAGUGGAACGCCACGAGACAGUAGCUCAGUGGAGGACUCGGUUCGGAAAAGCCGGGUUUGCCCCGGUCCACAUCGGGUCAAACGCGUUUAAGCAGGCUAGCAUGCUGUUAGACUUCUUUGCAGGUGGGGAUGGGUAUGGGGUGGAGGAGAAUGGUGGGUGUUUGAUGUUAGGGUGGCAUAGUAGGCCACUCAUUACCACCUCAGCUUGGCAACUCGCCCAAAACAGCAAAUCGCCAAUUCGUCACUGAGUUCAACUCGAGUCGAUCUAAUUUUGUGGGAAACAUGAUGAUAAGGGGUGGGAUGGGUUGAGAGCGAAAGGUCGUAAAAACCGAACCGAGUUAGGUAACUCGGUGGGCCCACCACCUAACCGCUGGCCAAUUCUCUCUCUGACACUGAUUGAUGUGCUGAGCUGUGUUAGUGCGGUUGGGACCCACCACUAGUUCUCAAUUCCCAAUUCAGCUAGUACUGUCUUUUCUUUUCUCUCCUUUCUCUCUCCUCUCUUUAUCUCCUCCUUAAAAAUUCCUCUCUUUUUUUAUUUACUCAAAAACAAAAUUUCUCUCUUUUUCAAUUUUCAUCUUUAUCUUGUGAUGAUAUUUUGGGUCUUUUUUUUAUUUACCUUUUUGGUGUCUUAAGGAAGGUGUAAGUUUUCCUGUGAGGGUGAAAUUUAGAGGUGAAAAAGUUGUAUUUAUAUAUGGCCUUUUCUGUUCUGUUCUGUUCUCUCAAAUAAAAAGGGGCAACAUAUUCUAAUGA